Molecule: messenger RNA, 23066 nt
Organism: Coregonus sp. 'balchen'
Lineage: Eukaryota; Metazoa; Chordata; Actinopteri; Salmoniformes; Salmonidae
Source: the annotation of a GenBank genome assembly
AUGUUUACUCCGUCAAGAUACAACAGAGAAGCAACUUAUUUUUAUGAAGAAGACCCAGUUGGUGGAGACCGAACUUUUUUCCCUGCAUUGAAGGCUUUGAGGACAAGCGAGCCGAUACCCAGGGAACUCGUUGAAAGCCCAGCCAAGGUAUUUGCGAGGAUGAAAUCUAGAGUUCAGGCAGAGAGAAUACCGGUUGAGAACGAGAGGACCAAAACACCUAAACCCGUGAGAGAAAAACAGGUCAGAGAAAAGCGAGUCCAAGAAGAACAUGGUGGAGUAAUGAACUCGCCAAGAAAACGACAUCAGCCUUGGGUGAACUAUGAACAAAAGGAAAACGAGGACCUUGAAUUCACUUACGAGGCAGAGGCUAUGACCCUUUCACCAGUUCAAUCGCCAAGCAAGGGUUUGACAUAUUCACACUUUAUGGUCCACACACAAGACCUUCAACGACCGUCACCCUUGAAAGACAUGGGUAGUAGUGCGUUCAAGCAAACCAACAGAAAUACACAAAAUAAAGGCCCAGCUCUGGAUGCUUUCUCAACAAAGUCCCAAAGGAAAGCUUUGUCAUACCCGCACACUCUGCUCAGCUCAAAUGACAUCCAACAACCAGCACCCCUCAAAGACUUCGAAAGUGCCUCCCAGACAACCAACAGAAGGUCAAAGCAUAGGUCGAAGUCAACGGAAGAUUGCAAUGGGGCACACAACAUUGUACAUGAUGAAUCAGUUUACAGUAAGUUGAGUUGUUUCUCUUAUCCUCAAUUAUUGUCAAUCAAGGUUGCUCGGUUGUCAGAAAUACUUUAAUUUAAGACUUUGAGAAGCAAAAUGAUUUGUUUCUGUUUUCUGCACAGGGUCACAAGUUGUUUUGGAUAGACUGCCAUGCCUGGAUUCUCUAGCAAAUAGGUUUUCUCUUCUGAAAGAGGGAAGGCGAAAGAGGGACCAAGUGAGCAGCCCACAGGAUCCCAUGAAAGGAGGUGAGGGCUAGAAAUGUAGAGUAGGGACUGUUCUACCAUUAUUCUGGUCCUAAUUACCCAAACACCAUAAGUCAACUGUUAUCAACAUGUGAUGUCGACUCAACAAACAAAGCAAUCUUUCAUAACCGCUUUCUCUUUACAGGAUGUACCCGUGUGCGCAGCAUGUCGACCCCGGCACAUGCCGCCGGGGGCACCGAAGAGGACGCCAGUGUGAACGUGACCUGUAGUGUAACCUCAGUGCCCACUGGCCUAUCAGAGACCAGCGUUCCGUCGAGUCCAGAUGCCGGCCUCAGCCAGUGUGGGUUCUACCGUGAUGAGCCUCCCCCCAAGCCCCUCCCAGACCUGGUGCACGACCCCCUCCUGCAGGUCUCACCGAAGAUCUCCAUCCCCAAGAAGCGGGAGGCUGUAUUCCAAGCCAAGCACCUAGCAGAGUCCACUGGAUCCAAUGUAAGUAGAUGGUCUUGAUGACGCUGCUUCCUUUGGAUUUAUAGGCUGAUGACUGGUGCUGUUUCCUCUGAGUUUGUUGCUGUUAGCUUUGUAUUUUUGCUUGGAAGUAAUGUUCUCUUGUAUGGCACUUCAUUUUUCUAUCAGGACGUGCAUAUCCAUAGAUAUCUACCUAAUAUAACUAUUAAUGUCUAUUGCUUGGUAGGCUACAGGGAUUCACCUUAGACACUGGCUCCUGAAGAGUAGGAGAGGCAGGUUGUAUGUGGAUGGUGUCCGUGCGUAAGUAGAAUUUGAUUGUUUCUCGGAAUCAUAUGAAGUGGUACCACAGGUUCACUAACACGCCAUUAUUUUUGUAAAAGCAAACAUUGAUUCAUUUACUUAGACUGCCUCUAUGCUUUCCACCAAGGGACAACAAGAUGCCCUGGCACAGCAACCUCAUCGCAGAGCGAAUCUCAACCAACGUCCUGAAGACCGCUUCUGGCAGCAUUUACAUCCUGGUGGGAAAGAUGACCCCGGAUUUCAGCGGAACUCGUAAGUCAGAAAUAAUCAGCCAUUUUGGAAUAUACAGUGAGCUCCAAAAAUAUUGGGGCAGUGACACAUUUUUUGUUGUGGCUCUGUACUCCAGCACUUUGGAUUUGAAAUGAGAUAAUGACUGAGGUUAAAGUGCAGACUCAGCUUUAGUUUGAGGGCUAUUUUCAUCCAUAUAGGGUGAACCGUUUAGAAAUUAUAGCAAUUUUUGUACAUAGUCGCCCAGUUUUAGGGGACCAAAAGUAUUGGGACAAAUUCACUUAUGUGCAUUAAAGUAGUCAAAAGUUUAGUAUUUGGUCCCAUAUUCCUAGCACACAAUGUUUACAUCAAGCUUGUGACUCUACACACUUGUUGGUUGCAUUUGCUGUUUGUUUUGGUUGUGUUUUUGAAAUAAAUUAGGCCCUAAUCUAUGGAUUUCGCAUGACUGGACAGGGGCGCAGCCAUGGGUGGGCCUGGGAAGGCAUAGGCCCACCCACUCAGAAUUAGUUUUAUUACAGGGCUUUAUUACAGACAGAAAUACUCCUCAGUUUCAUCGGGUGGCUGGUCUCAGACGAUCCCGCAGUUGAAGAAGCGGGGUCUGGAGGUCCUGGGCUGGCGUGGUUACACAUGGUCUGUGGUUGUGAGACCGAUCGGACGUACUGCCACAUUUUCUAAAACGACGUUGGAGGUGGCUUAUGGUAGAGAAAUUAACAUUGAAUGGCAAAAUUUGAUAUAAAUAAGCUUUUUGUGCGUAUGGAACAUUUCUGGAAUCUUUCAUUUCAGCUCAUGAAACAUGGGAGCAACACUUUACAUGUUGGGUUUAUAUUUUUGUUCAGUAUACAAUGAAAGUGACUCUAAAAUGACACAAUACAUUAUUUACCAUUCAUUUCAAUUGGGCACAAAAUAAUCUGAAACACAACCAAAACAAACAGCAAAUGCAUCCAACAAGUGUGUAGAGUCACAAGCUUGACGUAAUCAUUGUGUGCUAGGAAUAUGGGACCAAAUACUAAACUUUUGACUACUUUAAUGCACAUAAGUGAAUUUGUCCCAAUACAUUUGGUCCUCUAAAACAGGUAGACUAUGUACAAAAAGUGCUGUAAUUUCUAAACGGUUCACACGAUAUGGAUGAAAAUUACCCUCAAAUUAAAGCUGACAGUCUGCACUUUAACUUCAUAGUCAGGGCGGCGCACAAUUGGCCCAGCGUCGUCCGGGUUUGGCCGGUGUAGGCCGUCAUUGUAAAUAAGAAUUUGUUCUUAACUGACUUGCCUAGUUAAAUUAAAGGUAAAAUAAAUAAAGAUAAAAUAGUAAUUGUAUCAUUUCAAAUCCAAAGUGCUGGAGCACAGAGCCAAAACAACAACAAAAUGUGUCACUGUCCCAAUACUUUUGGAGCUCACUGUAUUGUCCUGUGUUAAUCAUGCACAGCCAUAAUACAGCUCAUUAUGAAGCUAUUUUCUACUAUACAAUCCACCUGCAGUGAAGCCGCUCAACUAUCCAAGACCCCCCCCCCCCCCCCCCCCCCCCUCCGAACCACCAUCCCCGCCCAAUCCAAACAAACUUGCCAACAAAUGAGAGAAUAAAGAGACAGGAACAACAACAUAACAAUGGAAAACAAAAGCCAUCAAAGAUCAAUCAAAUGUAAAACAGCAAGGCUAACUGUGUGUCUGCAUGUGUGGCACUAUGUACGUGUGUGGCAGCGAGUGUCAUAAUGUCGUUUUACCCCUCACUCCCACUCAUCUCCGGUUCCAAAUUCCAACCCUUGGUUUCCCUCAGGUCAUCCCACCUAUUUCUGCUGGCCACCCUCUUAGGAUUUCUACGCCUCAUAUCUUUCAACUAUGCUGUGAUGUUUAACAUACAAUUUGAAUCUUAUCUAAUCAAAUAGAAUCCACCGAUUUUACGAAUUGAAGAUAAAUACUUAAUAGUAUUAAUAUUUUAUCUAUUUACUGACCAGGUCUCUCCAAAUCUCCCAACAAUGCUAUUUCUAGGGUUCAUUUUAGAUUAAUGUUAUGCUUUUCUGCCAUUCCUGAACCUGAGACCAGAAGCAGGCAACCUGUGGGAAAUACCAAAACAAAUGGUCUAUUGAUUCUGUAUCCUCACAACAAGAGCUGCAAUGGUUGUAUUUGAGCUGAAAAGCAGAAAGUAUGAAAUCUUGCGUCAUUUUAUAUAUCAGCUCAUACAGUGCCUUCAGAAAGUAUUCAUACCCCUUGACUUUUUCCAAAUGGUGGUGUUAGUCUUAAUUCAAAAUUGAUAGAUUUUUUCUCUCACCCAUCUACACACAAUACCCCAUAAUGACAAAGUGAAAACAUGUUUUUAGAAUUUUUAGCAAAUUUAUUGAAAAUGAAAUACAUAAAUACCUCAUUUACAUAAGGAUUCACACCCCUGAGUCAAUACAUGUUAGAAUCAUCUUUGGCAGCGAUUUCAGCUUUUUGGGUAAGUCUCUGUUCAUUUUUUCAAAUUCUUCAAGCUGUGGCAAGUUGGUUGUUGACCAUUGCUAGACAGCCAUUUUCAAGUCUUGCCAUAGAUCAACAUUUUAAGAAUAAAGUUGCAGUUAUAUUUCAAGAUUAAAGUAGGGGAUUUGGUUAACCUCAUGUCUCAUGGUAGAGCACGGCGCUUGUAACGCCAAGGUAGUGGGUUCGAUUCCCCGGGACCACCCAUACACAAAAAAAUAAUAAUGUGUGCACGCAUAAAUGUAAGUCGCUUUUGAUAAAAGCGUCUGCUAAAUGGCAUAUUAUUAUUUAUUUUCAUGUCUCACUGGCUCCCUGUUGCUGUGCGUGCCACCAUUGAAAUGCCUGCAGUUAGAUGACCUGGUGAAACUAUACUUUAGAAUUGGCUUUAGUAACAAGGACAUACUUUCUCUUUUAGCACAAAAUAACCAUAUUAUUAUAAGUAGGCCUAUUAGGACCUGGAAGAUGUUGUGCCACAGAUUAUUUUCAGAAGGAGGAACCACUCGGAUGAGGUAGAGACAGGUGGGUGUUGUGGGGGGGGGGGGGGGUCUAAUACACUCGUUCAAACAGGCGUCACACACACACACACUGUAUCCCCAAAGCAAUACCAUUCUAACGUUCAUGGCGCGUUGUCAGACUGCAAAGAGACAUGGAGUUGUGUGUAUCAAAAUGAAAUCACAUUUUGAUUGUCACAUACGCCGAAUACAACAGGUGUAGACCUUACCGUGAAAUGCUUACUUACAAGCCCUCAAACAACAAUGCCGUUCAAGAAAUGUGUUGCCAAAAUAUUUACUAAAUAAACUAAAGUAUAAAAUAAAAAGUAACACAGUAAAAUGACAUAACAAUAACGAGGCUAUAUACAGGGGGUACCGGUACUGAGUCAAUGUGCGGGGGUACAGGUUAGUCGAGGUAAUUUGUACAUGUAGGUAGGGGUAAAGUGACUAUGCAUAGAUAAUAAACAGCGAGUAGCAGCAGUGUAAAAAUAAACGGGGGGGGGGGGGGGUCAAUGUAAAUAGUCUGGGUGGCCAUUUAAUUAAUUGUUCUUAUAGCUGUUAAGGAGCUUUUUUUACCUAGACUUGGCGCUCCAGUACCGCUUGCCGUGCGGUAGCAGAGAGAACAGUCUAUGACUAGGGUGGCUGGAGUCUUUGACAAUGUUUUGGGCCUUCCUCUGACACCGCCUAGUAUAGAGGUCCUGGAUGGCAGGAAGCUUGGCCCCAGUGAUGUACUGGGCCGUACGCACUACCCUCUGUAGCGCCUUACGGUUGGAUGCCGAGCAGUUUCCAUACCAGGCGGUGAUGGAACCGGUCAGGAUGCUCUCUGGUGCAGCUGUAGAACUUUUUGAGGAUCUGGGGACCCAUGCCAAAUAUUUUCAGUCUCCUAAGGGGGAAAAGGUGUUGUCGUGCCCUCUUCACGACUGUCUUGGUGUGUUUGGACCAUGAUACUUUGGUGAUGUGGACACCAAGGAACUUGAAACUCUCGACCCGCUCCACUACAGCCCCGUCGAUGUUAAUGAGGCCUACUUCCAAUGAAGUAGCCUCAUAAGCCUGUGUUUUAUUGUCUUGUGAAUGUAGGUCACGGAUUGUGUGGAGAAGGAUUGCACGUCCCCGUGGGGCUCAAGGACUGCCCCCAAACCCUUGUCAUGGACCUUGCAUAGCCACAGGGCAGGGGUUUGGAUAAAGCCCCGUCUGAAAACUAUUGCUAUUACUUCAUUGUUGGUUAAGGGCUUGUAAGUAAGUGUUUCACUGUAAGGUCUACACCUGUUGUAUUCGGCGCGUGUGGCAAAUAACAUUUGAUUUGAGACAGUAAUUUUACAUUCCAUUAUUUUAACCUAACAGCCAACCAGUCUAGCCAUUAUCCUCUAUAAGGUGAACCAGUGGGAGCCUAAAUUAGCGGUAUAGCCGAGACAAAUAGCCUGUAACGGAGACGAUGCCCCUGUUUUGGGAAAACCUCCUUCAUUCCUUCCCAUCCUUGAAGACAUCACCGAUAGAUUGUUAGUUAAAGGAGAUAUUAUGCUAGGCUAUUCAGAAAUGUCCAUCCCAAACUAUAACAUUUUCCGUCUAGAUAGCACUGCCAAAGGGGGCGGAGUUGCAAUCUACUGUAGAGAGAGCCUGCAGAGCUCUAUCAUACUAUCCAGGUCUGUGCCCAAACAGUUUGAGCUUCUACUUCUAAAAAGCCACCUUUCCAGAAAUAAGUCUCUCACUGUUGCCGCUUGAUACAGCCCCCAGUUGUGCCCUGGACACCAUAUGUGAAUUGCUUGCCCCCCAUCUAUCCUCAGAGUUCGUACUGCUUGGUGACCUAAACUGGGAUAUGCUUAACACCCCGGCCGUCCUACAAUCUAAACUAGAUGCCCUCAAUCUCACACAAAUUAUCAAGGAACCUACCAGGUACAACCCUAAAUCCAUAAACAUGGGCACCCUCAUAGAUAUCAUCCUGACUAAUUUACCCUCUAAAUACACCUCCGCUGUCUUCAACCAGGAUCUCAGCGAUCACUGCCUCAUUGCCUGCGUCCGUAAUGGAUCUGCGGUCAAACGACCACCCCUCAUCACUGUCAAACGCUCCCUAAAACACUUCAGCGAGCAGGCCUUUCUAAUUGACCUGGCCCGGGUAUCCUGGAUGGAUAUUGACCUCAUUCCGUCAGUAGAGGAUGCCUGGAUGUUCUUCAAAAGUACUUUCCUCUCCAUCUUAAAUAAGCAUACCCCAUUCAAAAAAUUCAGAACUAAGAACAGAUAUAGCCCCUGGUUCACCCCAGACUUGACUGCCCUUGACCAGCACAAAAACAUCCUGUGGCGUACUGCAUUAGCAUCGAACAGCCCCCGCGAUAUGCAACUUUUCAGGGAAGUCUGGAAACAAUAUACACAAUCAGUUAAGAAAGCAAUGGCUAGCUUUUUCAAACAGAAAUUUGCAUCCUGUAGCACUAACUCCAAAAAGUUUUGGGACACUGUAAAGUCCAUGGAGAAUAAGAGCACCUCCUCCCAGCUACCCACUGCACUGAGGCUAGGUAACACUGUCACCACCGAUAAAUCGACGACAAUCGAGAAUUUCAAUAAGCAUUUUGCUAUGGCUGGUCAUGCUUUCCACCUGGCUACCCCUACCCCGGCCACCAGCUCUGCACCCUCUGCUGCAACUUGCCCAUGCCCCCCCUGCUUCUCCUUCACCCAAAUUCAGAUAGCUGAUGUCCUGAAAGAGCUGCUAAAUCUGGACCCCAAAAUUAGCCGCCGAAAUUGUCGCAACCCCUAUUACUAGCCUGUUCAACCUCUCUUUCGUAUCGUCUGAGAUCCCCAGAGAUUGGAAAGCUGCCGCGGUCAUCCCCUCCUAGAUUCAAACUGUUACAGACCUAUAUCCAUCCUGCCUUUCGAAGGUAUUUGAAAGCCAAGUUAACCAACAGAUCACCAACCAUUUCGAAUCCCACCGUACCUUCUCUGCUAUGCAAUCUGGUUUCCGAGCUGGUCAUGGGUGCACCUCAGCCACGCUCAAGGUCCUAAACGAUAUAAUAACCGCGAUCAAUAAAAGACAGUACUGUGCAGCCGUCUUCAUCGACCUGGCCAAGGCUUUUGACUCUGUCAAUCACCGCAUUCUUAUUGGCAGACUAAAUAGCCUUGGUUUCUCAAAUGACUGCCUCGCCUGGUUCACCAACUACUUCUCAGAUAGAGUUCAAUGUGUCAAAUUGGAGGGCCUGUUGUCUGGACCUCUGGCAGUCUCUAUGGGGGUGCCACAGGGUUCAAUUCUCGGGCAGACUCUAUUCUCUGUCUAUAUCAAUGAUGUCGCUCUUGCUGCUGGUGACUCUCAGAUCCACCUCUACGCAGACGACACCAUUUUGUAUACAUCUGGCCCUUCAUUGGACACUGUGUUAACAAACCUCCAAACGGCUUCAAUGCCAUACAACACUCCUUCCGUGGCCUCCAACUGCUCUUAAACGCUAGUAAAACUAAAUGCAUGCUCUUCAAUCGAACGCUGCUUGCACCAGCCUGCCCGACUAGAAUCACUACUCUCGGCGGGUCUGACUUAGAAUAUGUGAACAACUACAAAUACCUAGGUGUCUGGUUAGACCGUAAACUCUCCUUCCAGACUCACAUUAAGCAUCUCCAAUCAAUCAAUCAAUCAAUCAAUUUUAUUUUAUAUAGCCCUUCUUACUCAGCUAAUAUCUCGAAUGGCUGUACGAAACCCAGCCUAAACCCCAACAGCUAGUAAUGAGGUGUAGAAGCACGGUGGCUAGGAAAAACUCCCUAGAAAGGCGAAAACCUAGGAAGAAACCUAGAGAGGAACCAGGCUAUGAGGGUGGCCAGUCCUCUUCUGGCUGUGCCGGGUGAAGAUUAUACAGAACCAUGCCAAGAUGUUCAAAAUGUUCAUAAGUGACAAGCAUGGUCAAAUAAUAAUCAGGAAUAAAUCCAAAGUUAAAUCUAGAAUCGGCUUCCUAUUUCGCAACAAAGCCUCCUUCACUCAUGCUGCUAAACAUGCCCUCGUAAAACUGACUAUCCUAACCGAUCCUUGACUUCGGCGAUGUAAUUUACAAAAUAGCCUCCAACGCUCUACUCAGCAAAUUGGAUGUAGUCUAUCACAGUGCCAUCCGUUUUGUCACCAAAGCCCCAUAUACUACCCACCAUUGUGACCUGUACGCUCUCGUUGGCUGGCCCUCACUACAUAUUCGUUGCCAAACACACUGGCUCCAGGUCAUCUAUAAAUCACUUCUAGGCAAAUCCCCGCCUUAUCUUAGAUCAUUGGUCACCAUAGCAACACCCACCCGUAGUAUGCGCUCCAGCAGGUAUAUCUCACUGGUCAUCCCCAAAGCCAACACCUCCUUUGGCCGCCAUUCCUUCCAGUUCUCUGCUGCCAAUGACUGGAACGAACUGCAAAAAUCUCUGAAGCUGGAGACACUUAUCUCCCUCACUAACUUUAAGCAUCAGUUGUCAGAGCACCUUACCGAUCACUGCACCUGUACACAGCCCAUCUGUAAUUAGCCCACCCAACUACCUCAUCCCCAUAUUGUUAUUUACAUUAUUUAUUUUGCUCAUUUGCACCCCAGUAUCUCUAUUUGCACAUCAUCUUCUGCACAUCUAUCACUCCAGUGUUAAUACUAAAUUGUAAUUAUUUUGCACUAUGGCCUAUUUAUUGCCUUACCUCCAUAACUUACAACAUUUUGCACACACUGUAUAUAGAUUUUCUAUUGUGUUAUUGACUGUACGUUUUUGUUUAUUCCAUACGUAACUCUGUGUUGUUGUUGUUUUUUUACCGCACUGCUUUGCUUUAUCUUGGCCAGGUCGCAGUUGUAAAUGAGAACUUGUUCUCAACUGGCUUACCUGGUUAAAUAAAGGUGAAAUAAAAGUCAUGUCAGAUCAGUGAUUAUUUCUUUAUAGCCUAUCAUCAUUUAUCUAAUAGACCUGUAUUUAGACCAUCCAUGAAUAUAUUCAAACAGCGCCUCAGAUUAGCUGGUUUGCGCCUGCAGGGAGUGGUCCUUGAGUUGCCUUCUCCCACAGACACUUGUGUAAAACCCUUGCUUUCAUUGUUCAUUCCUCCCGCAGCGGUUGGAUAGGUACUUUCACUUGACCACUGUGUAACGUAAGAUUAGCCUACAGGUUUAAGGUACUCAAUCUAGUGGGCCGCUAUUUGGUUUAUAGUGUGCUGAAAAUAGCGGUGUUGCAGCUAAUUUGGAGAGCAGUUUGACAUGUGAUACAUACACACGCAUAGCCAGGAUCCAAAAGAUAAUUUCCAUUACGCACAGAUUUUUUUUGCAAGGUGUUCAUCUAGGCUACGCAGCAGAACUUUGUAGCGAAUUCGGAGGGCAGACUGACAGGGACUCAACCCAAGCUCUUUGCGUUCAGUGCCAAUAAAGUUUUUUUGUUUGUGAUCAUACCACACCAUGGCCGUUAGAGGAGUGCAUGCCUAGUCUGAAAUUGCCAGGGGGAAACCUGGUGGUGUACGUGCAAGUUAUUAGAUUGAUAAGCGUGAGUGCACAGUGACGCCCGUUUUGAAUGAGUUUAUUAGAUCAUUACAUCGAUAGCCAUUUGUUUGUUUUGCCCAUACGUUAGUUUAUUCUCGAAAAAAGAAUGCCUCUUUAUUCUCAAAAUAUUGCAAUUUUUUUUAAGGCACUAGCAUAAAAAAAAAUAAUUAUCCAAGUACCGCCACCCCUUGCUGUUUUUUAAAAAUGUAUUUUAUAAUACUCUUCAGUAUUAUUGUGUGUAGGCCAGUGCCAUUUUAAAUUCAGGCUGUAACACAACAAGAUCUCGAAACAGUCGAGGGGUAUGAAUACUUUCUGAAGUCACUACACCCUGUGCCAUGGAAUCGGUACAUCAAAAAUCUCUGUAUGGCACAGCUGUCAACAUCCUGGUCCUCAAAUGAAACUGCUAUACUUUCCUAUUUAUGUUAUUUGUGUUCCUCUGCCAGUUUUGAUCCUUUAUAUUGGGCAGACAGACCAGUUCCCUACCUCCUCCCACUGCCACCUGCCUCCUCCAUUUUUGGGGUAAUGCUGUAAUCAAUUGGUUGAAAUCUUGUAUUGAGCAGACCUUCCCAUACAUAUCCGAUAGCUCCAUGUAAGACAACUCUACCAUUCCAAUUUACAAUUUAAUUUAAAAAACAAAACUCCCUUUUCAAACACAUUUUCCAUAAAUACAGGUAUUUUAUCAACCAGUACAUUUGAGUUCAACCAUAAUAUUAGUUGUAAUGUUUAUUGUAUUUUCUGGGGGAUAACAAUUAUUUUGUCACCAUCUCUGUAUUGCCUGUUUGAGAAAGAGAUACUUUAAACAAGGUUUCAUUUUCAAUUAACCGAAAAUGAGUUAAAUAAAUACAUUAUUUAUUCUUGUUUUUGUGCCUUUCUCCUCGUCCAGAACUCCCAACAUGGCUGUUGAAGAAGUUUCUCUUUGGCUUCCCAAAGAAUUGGAAGAAAUACCUUGAGCGCUUUUUGUCCGAGCCAAAUGGGUAAGUUGUGUCUCUGUGGUCAGGGCCGAUUAGGAUCAGGUCCCCAUGUGACCGAAAAGGCCAAACUGAUCCUAGAUCAACGCUCCUAAUCUGAGAUGCUUGGGGGGGGGGGGGGAUCGAUAAGUUACAUAGGAUGUUAUUUUCAACAGUAUCCACUAUUAUUUUUGCGCUAGUCAACUGUACCUGCACCAAAACUGUGAGUAGGACCUUUAAACAGGUCAACAUUCACAAAGCCCCAGGACCAGACGGAUUACCAGGACGCGUACUCAGAGCAUGUAGUAAGACCUUUAAACCAGUUAACGUUCAGAAGGCCCCAGGACCAGACGGAUUACCAGGACGCGUACUCAGAGCAUGUAGUAAGACCUUUAAACCAGUUAACAUUCAGAAGGCUCCAGGACCAUAUGGAUUACCAGGACGCGUACUCAGAGCAUGCGCUACCAGCUGGAAAGUGUCUUCACUGACAUUUUCAACCUGUCCCUGACUGAGUCUGUAAUACCUACAUGUUUCAAGCAGACCACCAUAGUCCCUGUGCCCAGAAACGCCAAGAUAACCUGUCUAAAUGACUAUCGCCCCGUAGCACUCACAUCUGUAGCCAUCCAAUGCUUUGAAAGACUGGUCAUGGCUCACCUCAACACCAUCAUCCCAGACUCCCUGGACCCACUCAAAUUCGGAUACCGCACCAAAAGAUCCACAGAUGACGCAAUCUCUAUCGCACUCCACACUGCCCUUUCCCACCUGGACAAAAGGAACAGCUACGUGAGAAUGCUAUUCAUUGACUACAGCUCAGCGUUCAACAGCAUAGUGCCCUCAAAGCUCAUUACUAAGCUAAGGACCCUGGGACUGAACAUCUCCGUCAGCAACUGGAUCUUGUACUUCCUGACGGGCCACCCCCCAGCUGGUGAGGGUAGGUAACAACACAUCUGCCACACUGACCCUCAACACGGGGGCCCCUCAGGUGCAUGCUUAAUCCCCUCCUGUACUCCCUGUUCACCCACGACUGCAUGGCCACGCACGAAUCCAACACCAUCAAGUUAGCAGACGACACAACGGUGGUAAGCCUGAUCACCGACGACAAUGAGACCUGGCAGUGUGGACAACAACCUCUCCCUCAAUAUUAGCAAGACAAAGCAGCUGAGCAGCUUCGAGUUCCUUGGUGUCCACAUCACUAAGGCCCUAUCAUGGUCCAAACACACCAACAGUCAUGAAGAGGGCAUGGCUGAAAAUGUUUGGCAUGGGUCCUCAGAUCCUCAAAAAGUUAUACAGCUGCACCAUCGAGAACAUCCUGACUGGUUGCAUCACCGCUUGGUAUGGCAACUGCUUGGCAUUCGACCGCAAGGCACUACAGAGGGUAGUGCGUAUGGCCCAGUACAUUACUGGGACAGAGCUUCAUGCCAUCCAGGACCUCUAUACCAGGCGGUGUCAGAGGUAGGCCCUAAAAAUUGUCAGACUCCAGCCACCAAAGUCAUAGACUGUUCUCUCUGGUACCGGAGCGCCAAGUCUGGGACCAAAAGGCUCCUGAACAAGCCAUAAGACUGCUGAACACUUAAUCAAAUUUGCUACCCGGACUAUUUGCAUUGACCCCAUUAUUGUAUUAUAAUUUUUCGCACUGACUCUCUUUCACCGUCUCAGUGUACACUCACUAGACUCUAACCACACACUCACACAUACUACAACACACACACGUGGACACCCACACAAAACAGAUACACACAUUCACAUUCCUUCACACUCUUCACAUACACUGCUGCUACUUUUUGUUUAUUAUCAAUGCAUAGUCACUUUACCCCGACCUACAUAUACACUGCUCAAGAAAAUAAAGGGAACACUUAAACAACACAAUGUAACUCCAAGUCAAUCACACUUCUGUGAAAUCAAACUGUCCACUUAGGAAGCAACACUGAUUGACAAUACAUUUCACAUGCUGCUGUGCAAAUGGAAUAGACAACAGGUGGAAAUUAUAGGCAAUUAGCAAGACACCCCCCAAUAAAGGACUGGUUUUGCAGGUGGUGACCACAGACCACUUCUCAGUUCCUAUGCGUCCUGGCUGAUGUUUUGGUCACUUUUGAAUGCUGGCGGUGCUUUCACUCUAGUGGUAGCAUGAGAUGGAGUCUACAACCCACACAAGUGGCUCAGGUAGUGCAGCUCAUCCAGGAUGGCACAUCAAUGCGAGCUGUGGCAAGAAGGUUUGCUGUGUCUGUCAGCGUAGUGUCCAGAGCAUGGAGGCGCUACCAGGAGACAGGCCAGUACAUCAGGAGACGUGGAGGAGGCCGUAGGAGAGCAACAACCCAGCAGCAGGACUGCUACCUCCGCCUUUGUGCAAGGAGGAGCAGGAGGAGCACUGCCAGAGCCCUGCAAAAUGACCUCCAGCAGGCCACAAAUGUGCAUGUCUGCUCAAACGGUCAGAAACAGACUCCAUGAGGGUGGUAUGAGGGCCUGACGUCCACAGGUGGGGGUUGUGCUUAUAGCCCAAUACCGUGCAGGACGUUUGGCAUUUGCCAGAGAACACCAAGAUUGGCAAAUUCGCCACUGGCGCCCUGUGCUCUUCACAGAUGAAAGCAGGUUCACACUGAGCACAUGUGACAGACGUGACAGAGUCUGGAGACACCGUGGAGAACGUUCUGCUGCCUGCAACAUCCUCCAGCAUGACCGGUUUGGCGGUGGGUCAGUCAUGGUGUGGGGUGGCAUUUCUUUGGGGGGCCGCACAGCCCUCCAUGUGGUCGCCAGAGGUAGCCUGACUGCCAUUAGGUACCGAGAUGAGAUCCUCAGACCCCUUGUGAGACCAUAUGCUGGUGCGGUUGGCCCUGGGUUCCUCCUAAUGCAAGACAAUGCUAGACCUUAUGUGGCUGGAGUGUGUCAGCAGUUCCUGCAAGAGGAAGGCAUUGAUGCUAUGGACUGGCCCGCCCGUUCCCCAGACCUGAAUCCAAUUGAGCACAUCUGGGACAUCAUGUCUCGCUCCAUCCACCAACGCCACGUUGCACCACAGACUGUCCAGGAGUUGGCGGAUGCUUUAGUCCAGGUCUGGGAGGAGAUCCCUCAGGAGACCAUCCGCCACCUCAUCAGGAGCAUGCCCAGGCGUUGUAGGGAGGUCAUACAGGCACGUGGAGGCCACACACACUACUGAGCCUCAUUUUGACUUGUUUUAAGGACAUUAAAUCAAAGUUGGAUCAGCCACUUUAAUUUUCCACUUUAAUUUUGAGGGUGACUCCAAAUCCAGACCUCCAUGGGUUGAUACAUUUGAUUUCCAUUGAUAAUUUUUGUGUGAUUUUGUUGUCAGCACAUUCAACUAUGUAAAGAAAAAAGUAUUUAAUAAGAUUAUUUCAUUCAUUCAGAUCUAGGAUGUGUUGUUUAAGUGUUCCCUUUAUUUUUUUGAGCAGUGUACAUAUUACCUCGACUAACCUGUACCCCCGCACAUUGACUCGGUACCGGUACAACCUGUAUAUAGCCUCGUUAUUGUUAUUUUAUUGUGUUACUGUUUUUCCAUUAGUUUUAUUUAGCAAAUGUUUUGAACUUUUUAAAAAAACUCUACAUUGUUGGUUAAGGGCUCGUAAGUAAGCAUUUCAUGGUAAGGUCUACAGCAGUUGUAUUCGGUGCAUGUGACAAAUACAAUUUGAUUUGAAAACUCCUAUUCUCUGUUCGGCUACUCGGCUUUAACUAAGUGUUGUAGUCAUAUCUGUUGUGUUAACAUCCAGUGUUUCUGCUUUGUCUUCAAUUGUUUUUAAUGACAAAUGCAGUUCAGAAGCUGAAAAUUCUAAAAAGGGGAGUAAGGACCUGGCAACACCCCAGAACCAAAAACACCUCUCCACCAAGAAGCAGUCUUCCACAUCCCAAAUGCCAAACGCCACGAAGACACGUGAGUCCAAAAGUUGGCAUCACAAAUGCUCACUGUAUUUAUACUGGUAGUACUCAUGUCUCUUGUUUUAUCAAAGAUUUGAUUGGUUGGUAUUUCUCUGUAAAGGUAGCGAUAACCAUCCUGUUUUAUGUUUAAUCUACCUUGUCCUACAGCUGCUCCUUGCAGUGCCACCAGUGCGGUGAGCAGUGCUAAGGUUUCCCGGAGUGGCCGGCUUCUCAAAGCCCCUCUGGAGUACUGGAAAGGGGCCAGAGUCAUCUUGGAUUGCGACAUGAACGUCACCAUUCAUGGGGGUUAUGACCAGUCGUCUAUGCUUUACUCUGUAAGCUGCUGCUCCGUGGUGCUCUGCUUCGUUUAGUUUUCUAUUGUAGAGCACUGUAUCCCCAGCCAUUCCACUUAUUUCAUGUAUUGCUGUUCUAACACAACUGAAUCCACUAAUCACCAAGCCCUUCGUUAGUUGAAUCAGGUGUUCUAGUUGUGGAAUACAUCCAACAAGCGGAACGGCUGGGCGAAAUCAGAGGUUUGGGACACAAUGUUGUAGAGUGAUACCAGCAGCAGACCACCCUGCAUCCCACUGCUGCCUUGCCUCUGAAGCUAAGCAGGGUUGGUCCUGGUUGGUCCCUGGAUGGGAGACCAGACCACCCUGCAUCCCACUGCUGCCUUGCCUCUGAAGCUAAGCAGGGUUGGUCCUGGUUGGUCCCUGGAUGGGAGACCAGACCACCCUGCAUCCCACUGCUGCCUUGCCUCUGAAGCUAAGCAGGGUUGGUCCUGGUCGGUCCCUGGAUGGGAGACCAGACCACCCUGCAUCCCACUGCUGCCUUGCCUCUGAAGCUAAGCAGGGUUGGUCCUGGUUGGUCCCUGGAUGGGAGACCAGACCACCCUGCAUCCCACUGCUGCCUUGCCUCUGAAGCUAAGCAGGGUUGGUCCUGGUCGGUCCCUGGAUGAGGGCCUGUAGGAGGCACUCUUUCCUCUGGUAUAAUAAUAAUAUCCCAUUGCCCCAGGGCAGUGAUUGGGGACAAUGCCCCAGGGCAGUGAUUGGGGACAAUGCCCUGUGCAGGAUGCCGUCUUUUGGAUGGGACGUUAAACAGGUGUCCUGACUCUCUGUGGUCACUAAAGAUCCCAUGGCACUUGUUGUAAGAGUAGGGGUGUUAACGUAGGUGUCCUGGCUAAAUUCCCAAUCUGGCCCUCAUACCAUCAUGGCCUCCUAAUCAUCCCCAGCUUCCAAUUGGCUCAUUCAUCCCCUCUCCUCUCCCCUGUAACUAUUCCCCAGGUCGUUGCUGUAAAUGAGAAUGUGUUCUCAGUCAACUUACCUGGUCAAAUAAUUAAUUGAUAUGCUAUUUCCCUACUUUCUCAGCAAGUCAGUACACCUGUAGCCAGAGCAUUGUUAGACGGACCACCAAAACCGGCCAAGGUGUUCUUACCUCCAGCGGAAGGUAUGUUGUUUUUCUAUACAUAAGCUUGGGAAUGCAUUUAUCCUCAUAUUCCAGCUGCAACAAAGAUGGGGACUACAUUGUAUUUGACAGUGUGAUGUUCUACAGAGAGGCUGCGAGGUGACACCAGUGACGAGGAGACUGUGCCACUGAGAAAGGUGAAGGCUCAUCACAGGCCUCUGAGGUCGAAGCCAGAGGAGAACCCCCCUCACACGGCCCCUGAGUCUUGGCGGUGUAAGGCUGAAGACAACGCCCUUUCCAGGGGCCCCGAAAGGCCCAAGAAGGCCAGCCCAGAGCCUCACAGGUCCAUGUCUUUGGAGAACUCCUCUCACAGGGGCAGAGGAAGACCCAAGAAAGCCAGUCCAAACUCUCAGUGGUCUAUGCCAGAGAACCCCUCUCACAGGGGCAGAGGAAGACCCAAGAGGGUGAGCCCAGCAUCUCAGAGGUCCAAGUCUGAUGUGAUCCUCUCUCCCAAGCACCGGGGACGGCCCAGGAAGACCAGCCCAAUGUUUCAGGGUGCAGCAGCGCCGGCCGCGUACGCAGACCCUGCCCCACAAUUCCCGACCCGUCCACGUCGCUCUCGCCAGGGCGCUAACAAACAGAGCGCCGAUGACAACUCGGACAACGCCAAUACAUCCUCAGAGCUGUUACCAGGGAAACGAGUCAAGGGUUCAAAAAAAGUAGGCCCUCCGAGAGUGCUUGAUAUGUCAAAGAAUAGGGUCAGUCCUCAGAAGAAGCUCCCAGCGAAACUCUGGGAUGACAUCGUGAUGGAAAGGAAAGACACAGGGAAACCUGCGCCCACAAAGACCGUUUCAGCCUCCGUGGGUAGGAGUAGGAACGUUCAGGACGGUGGUCGCGGUACUGCCGGAGAGUCCCAGUCCGAUGACGACUUCACACAGAAGAAAAAACCCAAGGCAUUCAAAUCGGGACCCAUAAAGCCACGGGGUAAGAGGACACGUGGAAGGGUUCCGGAAGACUCCAAGGCAGCAUCGAGUGAUUCGUCGACUUCCCAGGAAGACUGGAAGAGUGAAUUGAGUAAAAGGGCCGGCCCGCAGACACUGAGGGGAAAGGGCAGCAAAUUCCUCAGGGUUCAGCAGAGAGAAAACGAAGGAAAUGGAGAUCAGUGGACAGAGACACAACUGUUGAGACUACAUGAGUAAGUUUGCUACAAUUGUCUACAUAUUGGCAUUUUGUACAAGCAAAUGGCAGUGAGCAGCCAAAUAACCAUAAUAUUUGAAGUAGAUGAGAAAGUAUGUUAUCCAAUGCAUUGCGUGCGUCACAUGCAUCACUCGGUUUACUCAACUCUGGUUAAACAAUAGCCUCCUUUUUUAUAAUGCACAAUGUUGAAGAAAAGUUUCAAAUUAGCUAGCACGUUUAAAUGUGUGCAAAUUGCCUUGUUUAUACAGAAACACGAGUGUAUGUCAACUUCUUGUGCGUACGUUUGGCUUUCAGGGCUGUGACGUCACUUCCCAAACACACAAAUGACUUCUGGGUGAACGUUGCCAUGGUGGUGGGCAGCCGUUCAGCUGAGGAGUGUCAGAAGCGGUACAACGGUCAGGCCCCCACCUCCCUGCCACCUACCAAGGCCACCAAGAAAAGAGAUGUUCUGCACAAGAGGGAUCCAUGUAAGUUACCUUGUCUAGCAUUUCUAUCCAUAAUAAAUCUGUAGAGGGAUCUUGAUGUCUUAGUGUAGGUCUCCCAUCCAAGCUCUAACGAAGUGUUCGUGGCUGUUACCAUUGUGGUACCGCAUCUUUGGUCUUUUAAUAGAACUCGAUGACAGAACACGUUGGGCUCUCACUGAUUUACACAUGCAUUUUUAAAUGGUGAACUUUCUUUUUUUUUGUGGGGGGGGGUCACAUCUAUACAAUCUGUACAUUCAAUAAGAAUUACAGAGAAUGUAUGUAUUUGUAUUUAUUAUGGAUCCCCAUCAGCUACUCUUCCUGUGGUCCAGCAUAAUUAAGGCAGUUAUAACAUUACAAUACAUUCAUUACAGAAAUCACAACCCAUUAAGUGUGUGCCCUCAGGCCCGUACUCCACUACCACAUAUCUACAACACAAAAUCCGUGUGUACGUGUGUGUGUGUGUGUGUGUGUGUGUGUGUAGUGCGUAUAUUUGUAUGCAUGCGUCUGUGCCUAUGUUUGUGUUGCUUCCCAGUCCCCGCUGUGACAAUGUAAUAUAUUAUAUUUGAACUGUAGUGGUGGAACCGCCUCGGAUAACCGCGAAAAAGGGCACACUGAAGCGGAAGCAGCAGGUGCGGAACCUCCUGGAACACAUGCCCAAGGAUGACCACGAUGACAUCUUCAACAGCUCGCCCAUGCAGAACAAGCGGGUCAAGGUGCGUUUCCCCCCGGGCUGCGCCGUUUCAACCACUCAGCAAUGUUGCCGGGUUUGAGUUUCUUUAGGAACAAUAUUGCAUUUUUUUUUUUCUUCAUAUAUGUACAUUAUGUGGUGCUGGAGGUCAAAGAAUACAGGUCAAAGAAUACAUUCAGCAAAAUUCAAAGAAGUCUCCGCACACUGCAGUUUUGUAUUCUUCCGACAGCUGUGUCGUUAAACAUAUAGAGAUAGAUUGUCAUGUUGCUCACAUGUGCAAAAUGUAUAUUUAACAACAGCUGAUAGAUUGCUUCUCUCCCAUGUCUAAAAGCUUGGGUACCAAAUUGAUAUUUCAAGAUGGCUGACCGCUUAACAACAAUCUUGUAGCAAUCAGAAAUGGGGUGCCCCGAACUGAAUGGGGUGCCCCGAACUGAAUGGGGUGCCCCGAACUGAAUGGGGUGCCCCGAACUGAAUGGGGUGCCCCGAACUGAAUGGGGUGCCCCGAACUGAAUGGGGUGCCCGAACUGAAUGGGGUGCCCGAACUGAAUGGGGUGCCCUGAACUGAAUGGGGUGCCCUGAACUGAAUGGGGUGCCCUGAACUGAAUGGGGAUGGCCCUGAACUGAAUGGGGUGCCCCGAACUGAAUGUGCUCUCUUGUGAAUCAGUUGCCCACAGUGUCUCCCAAAGGGAAAGAGGAUGUGUUCAUGCGCUCUGAGCAAGACCCACAAACCCCCAGCUCAUCACGCUUCCCAUCGGUGAAAACUCCUCAGUGUCUCCACAUCACCCCAGGCAUGAUGGGCUCGGUGAACAGGUAAAUGCAACUAUCCCACUGACAUGGUGGUGCUCUAUAGCUCAGUUGGUAGAGCGUGGCGCUUGCAAUGCCAGGAUAGUGGGUUCGAUUCCCGGGACCACCCGUACGUAAGAUGCAUGCAUGACUAAGUUGCUUUGGAUAAAAGCGUCUGCUAAAAUGGCAUAUAUUCUGAAAGGAAAGGUUAACCCAAUCACUGCUUAUAGUAAUGAGCGAUUUGAAUACUGCAUUUCAUUUGUAAUGUGCGCUGUUAUGUUCAUUGAGCACGGUUACAUGCACAACAAUAUGAUUAUUGUGGAUAGUCAGAUUAAUAUUAUAGUUGGUUUAAACGUUUACAUGCGCAACUCAAUAUUAGGAAGGUGUAACUCCAUAUUAGGAAGGUGUAACUCCAUAUUAGGAAGGUGUAACUCCAUAUUAGGAAGGUGUAACUCCAUAUUAGGAAGGUGUAACUCCAUAUUAGGAAGGUGUAACUCCCUAUUAGGAAGGUGUAACUCCCUAUUAGGAAGGUGUAACUCCCUAUUAGGAAGGUGUAACUCCCUAUUAGGAAGGUGUAACUCCCUAUUAGGAAGGUGUAACUCCCUAUUAGGAAGGUGUAACUCCAUAUUAGGAAGGUACCGGUGCUAGCACAUAUACAGAUCAAAUACACUGCUGGAACGGCGAUUAAGCUGUUUAUGUCCUAAUAGUUGGAAAGGUUAUGUCCUAAUAGUUGGAAAGGUUAUGUCCUAAUAGUUGGAAAGGUUAUGUCCUAAUAGUUGGAAAGGUUAUGUCCUAAUAGUUGGAAAGGUUAUGUCCUAAUAGUUGGAAAGGUUAUGUCCUAAUAGUUGGAAAGGUUAUGUCCUAAUAGUUGGAAAGGUCAUGUCCUAAUAGUUGGAAAGGUUAUGUCCUAAUAGUUGGAAAGGUUAUGUCCUAAUAGUUGGAAAGGUCAUGUCCUAAUAGUUGGAAAGGUUAUGUCCUAAUAGUUGGAAAGGUUAUGUCCUAAUAGUUGGAAAGGUCAUGUCCUAAUAGUUGGAAAGGUUGCUCAGAAAACCAGGUGUUUUAAUCUGCAUAUGCUUACUUCGAUUAUGACCUUACGCCGAGUAAGGUAAGCAGAGUAAGGUAAGCACAGUAAGGUAAGCAGAGUAAGAUGUUUACAUGACUGAUGCCAUACUUGGCCUUCUGCUAUAAUCAGUUUAAUAUUAAAUUAUUAGUGUGCUUGUAAACGUACUCAUUGACAUAUUUGUUUGUUUUUUUAAAUCAGUCACUCAUAGUAGACUGUUAUUACAAGACAGGUGGUACUACCGGUAAAUAUGUUGGGUUUUCUCACACCAUUGUAAAAUCAGAAACUUUUCAUAAACAUUUUCAGAGACAACGAUGACAAGUAUAUCUACCAACUUCAAAAAAGAAUGAAGAAAGGCCAAGCGAAGCUGCAUAAAUUGGGGGCCGCUUCAAAGGUAGGCUGUUCCUGAGGAGCUUAUCGACAAAAGGAGGGCUCAGUCAUAUAUACAGUGUGUCUGGGGCCAUUGUGAAAAUGAACUCGUCUCGUAGGAUGUAGCUCAAUUGGUAGAGCAUGGCGUUUGCAACGCCAGGGUUGUGGGUUCGAUUCCCACGUGGGGGGGGCCAGUAUGAAAAAAAGAAUAAUGUAUGCACUCACUAACUGUAAGUCGCUCUGGAUAAGAGCGUCUGCUAAAUGACAAAAAAAUGUAAAGGAUGCCAGGAACAACUGUCUAGUGCAGUGCUCUGGGGAAAAUGUGAUAGUCAGGAGGGGAGAUCUUUUUAAAGUCGUUCACUGUUUUAUUGUUUUGUCAUAUGAAUAUGCCAAUAUAAUUAUUAUUGUUUAAACAGGAUGUAUAUACCACAGGGGGUUGGUGGUACCUUAAUUAGGGAGGAUGGGCUCGUGGUCAUGGCUGGAGCGGAAUGGUAUCAAACACAUGGUUUCCAUGGUUUCCAUGCGUUUGAGGCCAUUCAAUUCGCUCCGUUCCAGCCAUUAUUAUGAGCCGUCCUCCCCUCAGCAGCCUCCACUGGUAUGUACAGAAUGUUAUUAAAUGUUUUUCUGCAUUUUCCAUCUAGUACACGCCAACGCCAUCAGCCAAACGUGUUUUGAAGAGAUGCAACACCGGUCAGUGUUCUUUUUUUUGAAUGAAGAUUUUGUAUUGAUGUAUUUUACACUUGCAGAACUUGAGAAUUUGGAAACCUUAUUCACUCAAUAAUAUGUUUACUUGUGUUUCAGCAGAGAAUGAUUCUUCUUUUGUGGUGUGGGAAAUGUUCCCUGACAAGGAGGACCAUUCAGUGGAAAGUGGGGAAGAAGAGGACUAUUAUUUUAUGGAUGAUGACUGAGCUGCAGAUUUAUGGGUCUCUUUACUCCAAGCAGGCCGAAAAGGGGAGGGACAUAUCUGAGUUUGUCUAAUAAGAAACGCUAGUUUUUGUUGCAAAACAUUUAGCUAUGGUUUGUACUUAUACACCCUGUUUGGAUGAUUACGUUUUAAAACAGGAAAUGAAAUGCUGUAACAUUGUCAAUAUUUUUAUAUCUAUACACACUGUGUAAUUGUCAAUUAGGUUCUGUGAUUCAAUCCCCACGGCUGUUGUUUUAAAAUGGGUUUAAAAUGUUUUGUUUAUAUAUUGUGCCCCCUGAAUGCAGAGCCUUUUUACAAUAAAUGUUAAGACGACAAUUUUGUUCAUGGUGGUUGUUUCCAUAUACUUUUUCACAGAGUACAGGCAAAGAUAAAAAAAAAACCGUCUGGUGUUCUGUAAUGCUUGAGUUUCAGAAUUAAUUUACUUGGCUUAUCGCGAUCUAGCGACCCCUUGUGGCGGGCCGGGCGCCUGCAGGGUGACAUCGGUCGUCAGUUGAACGGUGUUUCCGGGUUAAGUGGGUGGGUGUUAAGAAGCGCGGUCUGACAAUGACAAACCAGAGUGUGUAUGUAGCCUGUCACAAAAAGGCUUUUUGCAUGUUAAUAAUUUGGCAGACACGACUUGUAAGUGCAUUAAACUAAGGUAGGGGAGACGACCACAUAUCAUCAUCGUAAGUAGGCUAAAACCUUUUCUUAAAAACAGCAGCUCGAAGCAGCCACAAAGCUAGUGAGUGAGGUACCUAAUACCAGUGCUACAGUAUAUACUACCACCGGUUCAUCUUUGGCUACUAACAUACCACUUAGAAUGCAUUUGUAAGUACUACGCUAGUGUGGAUAUUGGAACAAAUUGUACGAUAUUUAUUUGAUCAUAGAGAUGAAUACAGUAGAGAAGACCAUGUCAAAGAUAUAUCUGUAUCUAGCUCUAUGGCUUUGAUAAUGACUUCUCAGGUCGCCACGCGUCCCAGGAGCGCUUCCUCCAGUGGAUGCUCAGCAACAUGAUGGACAUCCCGUGGGUCCACACCAUCAGCUACAAGGACGACGAGGACAGCCACCUACAUGAUGCGCAUCACCACUGA